Cryptomeria japonica (Japanese cedar) is the source of this 1805-nucleotide messenger RNA. RefSeq lists its product as uncharacterized. Bases 586 to 1317 code for a protein of 243 amino acids. The transcript has a single exon. The record is from RefSeq and is a predicted model, not a curated record. Lineage: Eukaryota; Viridiplantae; Streptophyta; Pinopsida; Cupressales; Cupressaceae.
CUUUGAAAACGCUGUACUACUGAGUCUAAGUAAAACUAAGAUACGAGGAAAUUGUGCUAAUCGAUAAAUUUUAUAUGUUCCUCUGGAUUCGGGAUUUCUUCGAGCUGCUUGCACCAGAUUCCUAAAAUAUUGCAAUUGUGAGUGAAGAAGUGCACAAGGCAUGUGCAACAGUAGGAUUCCUUGUCCGCAGAAGGUCACAAGUUCGAGUCCGGGCCGAGCCAGGCAAUCAGCUAAAACCGUAGUUAAAUAAAAAGCGACGUUCCAUCGAUUCGUCCCAGGGUUAGUCACUGUUCUGUGCGUGAGGCCUCAGAAACAGUUCUGUGCAUACGGCUUUGCUUACAGAGCGCCGUAUGUAUUGGCACCCUCGGGCUCCACUAACAAAAGCACUCGGCGUCUGCGAUCGUCGGCACGCGGCAGGGCUGGAACAGGAUUCGAACUCUUGACCUCUGUAUCUUUAUUUAUUGCUCCUUUGACUCGGACGCCUGCGGAAAUAAAAUUCAGUUCUUGUGUAAUCUUGAGUGCAAAUGAAGCAUCGAGCGCGGUUCAUGGAGAUAUUAUGAAGAAUUCGAGUGCUGUGAGGGCGGGAUGAGCGUACAGAGUUCACAGCAAAGCUUUCCAGAUGCUUCGUCUCCAUCCAACCCUUGUUGCAGUGACUCUGGUGAAAAUUCUCCUGAAGGAAAAGAAAGCAAAUCGACUUGUCUCGUCAAAUCCUCCUCUGUACGCCAAUGUCUCGGGUUCGAAUCCGAGGCAGGGGUUUCUUCUUCCUCAGAUUACAAUCUGCUCUACGAGGCAAUCGAGGGCUUGCAGAGCAUGGAAUGCAGUAAGUCGAAGAAGAAGGGGUUUAAAAUGAAGCGGAAAAUGUGCCGAUCGGACUGCAACAAAAACGGCAUUGAAAAGCGCAGAGAAAAUGUCAGCGGAAGACGCCAGGCGUGUAACUGUGUAGCGAGCUUUGCUGCAGACUGCACGGCCGUCUGUUGCUGUCCUUGCGCGCUUCUGCAUAUCUUCAUUCUCGCCUUUGUCAAAGCCCCUUCUCUUUGUGCCAGAAAAGCUUUUCGUUUUGUGAAGAAAAAGUCUCGCAGUGAAAGAAAACUUGACCAGAAGAAGAAGACGAAUGAUGAUGACAGGGGGGACGAUGAUAGGGAAAAGUCUCGGUAUUACAGUCCUCCCUGGUCUUGCAGGGAGUCUCCAGAGAGGCGCAGCGCUUUGGACGGAUCGCUCAGUCCCAGAUUGGAUAACCAGAAGAUCUGGUCAGAGUUUUAUGCGGCCGGUCGCAUGGGAUUCGGGGGUUUCCCAGCUGAAUGGAACAAGGAACCCUAAUAGUCAACCUGAGAAAUUUGCUUCUUAUUUAUACAGUCAUGAAUUUAAUUCAAUAUUGCUUCUGUAGGUGCCUUUUGCCAGGGUUUUCUCACUCCGUAAUUCAUCACAAAUCCAUUAAUGUAAAGAACCUGUAUUUCAUUGCAAACCCGCACAUUAAAUGAAUUUUAGGAGAUUUACAGUUUCCUUUUCAGCGGCACAGAAAAUUCUUGUAUGUUUUGAUGAUAAUCUUGGUGAGAAUUGUGCCGAUGCUGAUUGCUGUGGCAUUUUGUUUGAUUAUUUUCAUCUUUCAAAAAUUAUCGCAAAAUACAGUCGAACAGUGAUAUAUUUAACAGUAAAGAUUUAGAGAGGUUUAUGGAUAUAAUAUUAAUAUUCAGUCCAGGAUUUGGUUUGAUAGAGAGUUUCUGUUGGCUAGCUUAUCGCCUUCAGCUUUAAUGUCUGCCGUAACACUGUAAUAUUUUGUAAACUUACUUGGAGUUUUCUUCUCUGCA